AUGGUUCCAUCUUGUUGUUGCUGGAGUGAAUCUAUCGGCACCAUAGCUGUGGCAUACAACUUUGGACCUAACGGCCGGCCCAGUAACCUUUCGGAAUGGGGGAUCCCCGUUGGCAACAACCACGGUAGUAGUUGCGGAACUACUGGGCCGGGAGAGGACAACCUCUUGUUCCUGCUCCUCUUUCUUCGCUUCGGGGACGGAGGUCCUACGGGUGACUCAACUUCUCAGCUAGAGUUGGGGGUGGGACUUGUUGGCAUAAUGCAAGCUGGAACGUGGGAAUUCGAGUUUGGGGGGAGACGGGCGUCGACCCAACCUUAUGAGUAUUCGGACUAUAACAGUUCCGAUGAACAGUCACUCACUUUUGACAGUUAUACGAUUCCAGAAGAUGAUCUAGAAUUGGGUCAAUUACGUUUAUUAGAAGUGGACAAUCGAGUGGUUGUACCAGCCAAAAGUCAUCUACGUAUUAUUGUAACAUCUGCUGAUGUACUUCAUAGUUGGGCUGUACCUUCCCCAGGUGUAAAAUGUGAUGCUGUACCUGGUCGUUUAAAUCAAACCUCUAUUUCGGUACAACGAGAAGGAGUUUACUAUGAUAGGCCGACUGCUGAGCCCACUCUGGCUCAGCCGCACCACCCAGGGUGCGAGCCACCCGAGAAGCAAGCUAUUACAGCGAGCGGCUGGAGCAGUAUGGAGCCGAGGAGCAAGGCAGUAGAUAAGAUAGAAGAAGGGGUCAGGCUCCCGGUGGAGCAGAGGAUACGGUCAUGCGAAGGGGGCCAGUCCAAGAUCGUACUGUUCCUCUACAAAGACAACAGACGCUCUCAACGGCUAGGCGCCACUCUCUUUCUGAGUUAUUCCAGCUUCUUCAUGAUUUCGUGCCGCGGUGAACAAACAAAACAAAAAAGAGGGCCAUCUCAGCGGAAGGAGAAGGACCUGCAACGGCAGAGACUACUGACCCUAUUCUUGUUCCUAGCCGUCUUUUACGAGUCCGGAAAGCCUCCUCAGAGGGAUCCUAAAAAUAGAAUAGAGAAGGGCGGGCAGGGCUUCCGCAAGAGCCUCCCCCCUCUUCCCGGUCAAGAUAGAUGGGAAGGAGCCCUAUCAAGGCCAUAA
This is a messenger RNA of Lactuca saligna, 1104 nucleotides long. NCBI's taxonomy places the organism in Eukaryota, Viridiplantae, Streptophyta, Magnoliopsida, Asterales, Asteraceae. The record is from the annotation of a GenBank genome assembly.